Molecule: messenger RNA, 691 nt
Organism: Mandrillus leucophaeus (drill)
Lineage: Eukaryota; Metazoa; Chordata; Mammalia; Primates; Cercopithecidae
Product: cytochrome P450 2E1
Exons: 3
Coding region: 93-536 (147 amino acids)
Biological process (GO): xenobiotic metabolic process
Cellular component (GO): intracellular membrane-bounded organelle; cytoplasm
Molecular function (GO): iron ion binding; heme binding; oxidoreductase activity, acting on paired donors, with incorporation or reduction of molecular oxygen, reduced flavin or flavoprotein as one donor, and incorporation of one atom of oxygen
Source: RefSeq, a predicted model, not a curated record
GUCCCAUUCCUAUCCUGGCAGAGAAGCUCCAUGAAGAAAUUGACAGGGUGAUUGGGCCAAGCCGAAUCCCCGCCAUCAAGGAUAGGCAAGAGAUGCCCUACAUGGAUGCUGUGGUGCAUGAGAUUCAGCGGUUCAUCACCCUUGUGCCCUCCAACCUGCCCCAUGAAGCAACCCGAGACACCAUUUUCAGAGGAUACAUCAUCCCCAAGGGCACGGUCAUAGUGCCAACUCUGGACUCUGUUUUGUAUGACAACCAAGAAUUUCCUGAUCCAGAAAAGUUUAAGCCAGAACACUUCCUGGAUGAAAAUGGGAAGUUCAAGUACAGUGACUAUUUCAAGCCAUUUUCCGCAGGAAAACGAGUGUGUGUUGGAGAAGGCCUAGCUCGCAUGGAGUUGUUUCUAUUGUUGUCUGCCAUUUUGCAGCAUUUUAAUUUGAAGCCUCUCGUUGACCCAAAGGAUAUCGACAUCAGUCCUGUAAAUAUUGGGUUUGGCUGUAUCCCACCACGUUUCAAACUCUGUGUCAUUCCCCGUUCAUGAGUGUGAGGAGGACCCCCUGAAUCCCUCCGAUUUCAAACAAGUUUUCAAAUGGUUUGAGGUCUGGCUUCCUCAAACCGAUUCCUUUCUUUGCAUAUGAAUAUUUGAAAAUAAAUAUUUUCCCAGAAUAUAAAUAAAUCAUCACAUGAUUAUUUUAA